This is a messenger RNA of Limulus polyphemus (Atlantic horseshoe crab), 4237 nucleotides long. RefSeq names its product tetraspanin-9-like. The transcript is spliced from 2 exons. The record is from RefSeq and is a predicted model, not a curated record. Bases 859 to 1857 code for a protein of 332 amino acids. Lineage: Eukaryota; Metazoa; Arthropoda; Merostomata; Xiphosura; Limulidae. Gene Ontology annotation, cellular component: membrane.
CGACUCUAGAUAAUGUGGAUUAAUUAGGCAUGAAUCAUUGUUUCUUCCAAAACAGGCUCACGUGUUGGAGUCUUCAAGCAAACUUCAAAACAGACCGUUCAUCUGCCUUUUUGUGAAGUAAGAUAAAAGGUUUUACUUGAAUUAAGAGAUUAGGAAAUUAAGCCGCGAACUUUGUUUCAUCAGCCGGAAACAACCGGAAAUAAUCAGUGUCUAGCUGGAUGGUUAUCUAAAGUUUACGUUCGUCUGUCGAUGGAAUUGCAUUGCCAGGAGCAAAACCUGCUGUGAUAGAGGCUUUAGUUAGUAAGGCACUUGGCAUGAGAAGAAUGAAUCUUUCUAUGGUCUCUUGUUUUUUCACGUGUCAGUACCCGAAGGUAAAUAUUAAUUCUAUCAGUUCCUAAAUGUCACGGUCAGCAUAACGUUUCAUGAAGAGUAAGAAAAACGGGAAUCUUAUGAGGUUCUCGUGCAUAUUGAGAAUCCUUUACAGUAGUAGUAGCAGUGGUGAAGUCACUUACUAGUGACCAAAAACGUUACGUUUAUGAUAACAAAGUAGUUACCAAUCUACGUUUUCAAGAUAAAGUUAUGGCCAAUGUUAGGAUCACAGAAAAAUCAUAUUGGAUUUAUCGUUAGUAGACAUUAUAUCUAAAAGUUCAUUUUUUUCUGAAACUUAUCAGCUAUUUUCAAAGCUCCGUCAGUUAAGUUAUUGCGUAGUAGAUAUUUCAGAAGUGGUUGACCUUUAACAAAAAGAAAUCUAGCUAAGCGUGCCAGUAGCUGUCCACAGGUUUGCACAGACGAAACCAGUCUGAAGCUGGCUUUCUCGGUGGUUCGUGGUUACCUACUAGCCCCCAUCAAGUGAGCCCCAUGUUCCUCAAUAGAGCGAUGAGGUACUACAGGUUCUGGAUCUACUCCUGUAACCUGGCUCUUCUCCUUAGCGUUAUCAUCUUUGUCUCCUUAGCUGCGUGGACCUUUUCCGAUUAUAGAAUGGCUUUCUUUCCUACUAUUCGUUUUCACCAUCCCACAUUCAUCUACGCUUAUUUAGCCCUUAUUCUUCAAGGUGGGAUUCUUCAAGCUGUUGGUUGCUUGGGUGCUUUAAAGCUAAACGAGCGACUGAUUAAUAUAUAUUGGUCUCUCAUGCUGAUGCUUCUUGUAGGUGACGUCAUCAUUGGUUUUGUGUGGAUCUUCCAUUAUAAUCACAUCGCGUCUCACUUACUCAGCGAUCUGAGAGCGAGAUUACAAACAGAUUACGGUAACAGUUUAGACUACCAGGUUCUCUGGGAUCGUAUUCAGCGAGAAGAACACUGCUGUGGUGUAAACGAACCACAAGACUUUAAUCUAUCCGUAUGGAUCACUGGACAACGACGUGAUUUUUUGCGAUAUCACCAGGUGGUGCCACUGAGUUGCUGUAAAGAGCAAUCGGGAGACUCGUACGUACAGAAUGAUCUCGAGAAUCGCACGUGCGUUCAAAACUACACAGGAUAUAAUGUGUAUCAAGAAGGUUGUUACGGUGCUGUGUUUAGGUGGUUUCAACGCAGUGCAGAUAUGCUGUCCGUGCUGGGUUUCUGUGUUAUUGCUUUUCUUAAAGUGUGUUUCUUAGGAAUUCUCCGUUACGAGAUUCGCGAAAUGAUCCAAAAGAUCAAGAUUUUGAAAGAGAUAGACGAAACGUCGUCGACACAUGCAGCUGAGUCCCACAUCAACAUUCCAAGGUCAUCGUUUCAGAAUGAUACUUCUUGUCCUGACGUGCGCGUGGGAAACUACGUGACUUCGUACAAUAAUCACGUGGCGUCAGAAUCCCCUACUAAAGAUAAAGCUACCAAUGGAAACAACAAUGAUUCUGGACAAAUCGGACCUCUCGAAUUAUAAGAAACUUUAUUCCAUAAAGUAAUCAAAGUAUGAGAGCAAAGUAUAUAAAAUGGUUAUUCUGAAGUAAUUCGAAAUAGGUAAUAGACAUUGAUAUUUCAGGCAAAACUUGUAUCAUUGAAUAUUUACUUAAAUUUUUUGAACCGUGUUGAAACUGCUAUACUUAGUAAACAUUACGUUGACAGACGAAGGCUAAGAGUAGAAUUAAGUCUGUACAGUAGAAUAAGAAAUAAAAAAACAGUAACAAUUGAAAUAACUUUAUUAUUUUAUGUAGGUAUAAAUAGAAAAAUGUAUUUUUCAACAACAUGUAAGUUAUUGUUAUAGUCAUUGUUAUCAUAUUUCUGUCUUCGGUAUAAUGCAGCAAACGUUUAAGAGUAAUGUGACGCAUAUUUUGCUAAAUAGAGAAGUGAAAAUAGUUUGUUGUUUGCUGUAAAAAGAAGCGAAAAUUAUGUAAAAAAACAAAGAAACGCAAAAUAGUCUUUGCUACGGUAGUCGAUGUUCAGUUAUAUAAUUAGUGAUUUUUAAAGAGUCUUGUUGAGUCAAACCAGUGUAGUUUCAAUCUUCGUAUUCGUGAUCACAAAACAGAACGAUGACGUAAUAAAGAAUGUGUUGUUUAUAUAUACAUAUAUAAAUAUGUAUGUAAAAAAGUAUAAAAUCUGAGUAAGUAAUGCCACUAUUUAUUUCGCGCAAUAACAUUGAUACAAAUAUAAAAGAAAUGUUUUUGUAGGUUGAUAAUGUAGUAUGAAGUAAGCUAGUUGGAUGUUACAAAGUUAUUCUCGUUCUUAUGUUUGUUGUUCGCUACCGCCCUCUACGAAGAAGAUUUACAGUUAUUACUAUUUACACUGUAUUUAUGUUUCCUUUUUCUAAAUCGAAUAAAGUAAGCUUUCUAUCAGAUUUAACCUCAUCUAUGUUAUACUUAAACAAGAACUAUAGUAUAUACCCAAAACUACCAUAAAUUAAAACUUAGGUUGGAUUUCUUUUUUUUUUUGUACCAUGGUGAUUUAUUUCACUCGUGUCAAUUCCAAUGUGAGCCAUUUUAUAUAUUUAUAAGUUUGUAAUUAGUCGUUUUUUUUUAUAUGUAAACAAAGAUACAAGUCUAGAAUGUUAUAAUUGAUAUUAUAAAAGUUUAAAAAAUAUUCAACUGAAUAGAAAGGGUGUCAUAAUUGUUAAUGCUGCCCUGGCGGUAACCAAGACAGUUAACAAGCAUCGGCUUCUAAAGAUGGCUACUGCUAUUCCUCUGAGAUCAACUCUAAGCAGUGGCGCCAUCUAAGCAAAAUAUUGGGGGGGGGCAAAGUUUAACCCUGAUUUCUACAAAAUACAUGAAAUGUAAGAACAACGUAAGAGCCAGAGGGUUAUGAGGAACAACAACGAACAUGGAAAUUUCGACUUUGUACUUUAUAUAUAUUAAUAUUAGUCAUAUCCCAUAAAUAUAGCCCAUUAACCAGAUUUUUUUACAUUUCUAAAACCAAAAUUAAAGCUUGGGUGUGGCGACUUCUCUCUCCCCAGCCUCCUAGUGCUACAGCGGUAUGUCUGCGGACUCACAACGCUAGAAACCGGGUUUCGAUACCCGUGGUGGGCAGAGCACAGAUAGCCCGUAUAGUGUGCUUAACUUCAAAUAAACCCUUAAAAACCCUCCCCCGCCACAAAUUGGCGCCACUGAUUAUGAUAUUUCCCGCGCAACAUUCUCGUACUUGAAAUGGAUACACCGUCUCUUGGAAACUUAAAUUAUGAAUUGAUAUCACGGCGUUUACUAUCAACCAUGAUAUAUGGUGGUUCGUCUGAAAAACAAAUUGAAAUAAAUUAGUUGAUUAUGUUCCAAUUCAUAUACCUCAUCUAUGACAUAAGAGAUUUUAAAGUGGGUAGGUGGCGCCCCAAAGAAUUCAACCUUAGUUUAUUUUGAUAAUUACGUAUGCGAAUUUCAUGUUUAUUUUUUUGCGAAUUAAACUGCGAUUAACAUCGAUAGUGAACACUAUUUCAAGUAGUAAAUUAUUAAUAUGAAAAAAUACCUCAUUAUAACAUUAAUAUUAUAAGAUCAGAAUAUGGCUUCCUUUCUCUUUCAUACUUUUCAAUUGAUCAAUCUUUGUUGUCGCCACGUUUUCCACAACCUGAAAUCUAAAGAAAGAGAGUACUUUUAUUCCACCUUAAAAGAGGAAUUGAACAAUCCAAUCUUAGAUGCCAAAGAUAUGCGUUUGUUUCAGUAAUUUGAAACCUAUAGGUAGACCUACCUCUUACCCUAAUUGGUUUAGUAUUAAACAAACCAAAGCCCCGAUCCUAUGGCGAACUUUCGAUAUCUCACUACUACAAAGGCUUGGUUUGAUAUUUCAUUGGUGGUAGUGUCCAGAGUCACUGAUGAGCAGUGGAAUUCUCCGAAACUAGUCUGGCU